Molecule: messenger RNA, 3021 nt
Organism: Thlaspi arvense
Lineage: Eukaryota; Viridiplantae; Streptophyta; Magnoliopsida; Brassicales; Brassicaceae
Source: the annotation of a GenBank genome assembly
AUGGGGCCAGAAAACAUGGCGUCCGUGGCAGCAACUGAGAACCAGUGGCUCAAAGGGAGGGUGAAGGCUGUUACCUCCGGAGACUGCUUGGUGAUCACCGCUUUGACCCACAACAGGCCUGGCCCACCACCGGAAAAGACCAUCACUCUAUCUUCUCUUAUGGCUCCUAAAGUGGCUCGCAGGGGAGGUUCAGAUGAGUAUUUUGCAUGGGAAAGCAGGGAAUUUCUAAGGAAGCUUUGCAUUGGAAAGGAGGUUGCUUUCAAAGUGGAUUACAAAAUAGAAGCUAUUGCUGGAAGAGAAUUUGGCUCGGUUUACCUUGGCAACGAAAAUCUUGCUAAGCUCGUUGUUCAGAGUGGUUGGGCUAAGAUAGCCUUGUCUAAGCUUUCUGAUACGGUGGAGGAAUGCCUGUACUAUGUACAGGUGAGACCGCCAGGUCAGCAGAAUCAGGAUAAGGUCAGUCCUUACAUUACGGAGCUGUUACAGCUUGAAGAGCUGGCUAAGCAGGAAGGGUUUGGGCUUUGGAGCAAGGUUCCUGGUGCAGCUGAGGCAUCUGUUAGGAAACUCCCUCCUUCUGCUGUUGGGGAUUCUGGGAAUUUUGAUGCCAUGGGUCUUUUAGCCGCAAGUAAAGGCAAGCCCAUGGAAGGUAUUGUUGAGCAAGUCCGCGAUGGCAGUACCAUCCGGGUCUAUCUUCUUCCUGAAUUUCAGUUUGUGCAAGUCUUUGUUGCUGGACUCCAGGCUCCAUCGAUGGGAAGGAGAUCUACACAAGAAACUGUUGUUGAGCCAGAUUGUACAUCAGCUCCGAACGGAGAUGCUUCUGCUGAGCCUCGUGGUCCUCUAACAUCAGCCCAGAGACUCGCUGCCUCAGCAGCGUCGUCCGUCGAGGCUUCCUCUGAUCCGUUUGCAAUGGAAGCCAAGUAUUUUACUGAGCUUCGUGUUCUUAAUAGAGAUGUUCGCAUUGUUCUUGAAGGGGUUGACAAAUUCAACAAUCUGAUUGGGUCAGUUUACUAUUCGGAUGGAGAAACAGUUAAAGACCUGGGUUUGGAGCUGGUUGAAAAUGGUCUUGCCAAGUAUGUUGAGUGGAGCGCAAACAUGAUGGAGGAAGAAGCCAAAAAGAAGUUGAAAGCUGCAGAGCUUCAAUGCAAGAAAAACCGGGUGAAAAUGUGGGCAAACUAUGUCCCUCCAGCUAGUAACUCGAAGGCGAUUCAUGACCAGAACUUCACCGGAAAGGUAGUGGAAGUUGUGAGCGGGGACUGCUUAGUAGUUGCUGAUGAUUCUAUCCCAUUCGGGAGCCCAAUGGCAGAGCGCAGAGUCUGUCUUUCUAGUAUAAGGUCUCCUAAAAUAGGUAACCCACGCAGAGAGGAGAAACCUGCCCCUUAUGCUCGGGAAGCCAGAGAGUUUCUCAGACAAAGGCUUAUUGGAAAACAGGUUAUCGUUCAAAUGGAAUACUCAAGGAAAAUCAGCCCAGCAGAUGGUGUUACUACUUCUGGAGCUGGUGAUUCUAGAGUCAUGGAUUUUGGCUCAGUGUUUCUUCCAUCUGCUACCAAGGCUGAUACAGCUGAAGCCGCUGCAGCAGCUGUUGGAGUUAAUAUUGCUGAACUCAUUAUUGCCCGUGGCUUUGGGACUGUGGUUAGACAUCGCGACUUUGAAGAAAGGUCAAACCACUACGACGCUCUUCUGGCUGCCGAAGCUCGUGCUAUUGCUGGAAAGAAGGGAAUCCAAUCUGCAAAGGAUUCUCCAGCCAUGCACAUCACAGACCUGACUGUAGCCUCGGCCAAGAAGGCUAAAGAUUUCCUGCCAUCCCUGCACAGAAGUAGGAGAAUAUCUGCUGUUGUGGAAUAUGUCCUGAGCGGACAUCGGUUCAAGCUAUACAUUCCAAAAGAAACAUGUAGUAUUGCCUUUGCAUUCUCUGGUGUCAGAUGUCCUGGCCGCGGUGAACCCUAUUCAGAAGAAGCUAUUGCUUUAAUGAGACGUAAGAUCAUGCAGAGAGAUGUCGAGAUCGAAGUUGAAACUGUGGAUAGAACCGGGACUUUCUUGGGAUCAAUGUGGGAGUCAAAAACCAAUGCAGGAACAUAUCUUCUUGAAGCUGGCCUGGCAAAAAUGCAGACUGGCUUUGGUGCAGACAGGAUUCCGGAAGCUCAUCUUCUUGAAUUGGCAGAACGAUCUGCUAAAAAUCAGAAACUGAAGAUUUGGGAAAACUAUGUUGAAGGAGAGGAAGUUGUAAAUGGUGGUUCUAAAGUAGAGAGCAGGCAGAAGGAAACAUUAAAGGUUGUUGUUACAGAAGUACUUGGAGGCGGAAAAUUCUAUGUUCAGACGGUUGGCGAUCAGAAAGUAGCGUCGAUUCAACACCAGCUUGCGUCUCUGAGUCUUAAAGACGCUCCCAUUGUUGGAUCGUUUAACCCGAAGAGGGGUGAUAUCGUCCUGGCACAAUUCAGCCUCGAUAACUCCUGGAACCGUGCAAUGAUUGUUAAUGCACCACGAGGAGCAGUUCAAUCUCCAGAGGACAAAUUCGAAGUGUUCUACAUCGAUUAUGGAAACCAAGAAACAGUUGCAUACAGCGCAAUUCGCCCCGUCGAGCCUUCAGUAUCCUCAGCACCAGGACUCGCGCAGCUCUGCAGACUUGCCUACAUAAAAGUUCCAAGCCUGGAAGAGGACUUUGGUCCUGAGGCCGGAGAGUAUUUACACAGCGUAACACUGGGCAGUGGUAAAGAGUUCAGGGCAGUGGUAGAGGAAAGAGAUACUUCAGGCGGCAAAGUGAAAGGCCAAGGAACUGGAACAGAGCUGGCUGUAACUCUCAUCGCUGUUGACGACGAGAUUUCUGUCAAUGCAGCAAUGCUUCAGGAAGGAAUAGCGAGGAUGGAGAAACGCAAGAAAUGGGAACCUAAAGACAAGCAAGCCGCUCUUGAUGCUCUUGAGAAGUUCCAAGACGAAGCUCGCAAAUCUAGGACCGGAAUCUGGCAGUAUGGAGACAUCCAAUCUGAUGAUGAGGACAGUGUUCCGGUCAGGAAACCUGGUCGCGGGUAA